CGGCCUUGAGCUCCUUCCCAGUCGACAGGGACUGAAACGAGACAGGCAAGAGCAGGCAAGUUAAUACCUAGCAACCUGGAAGGUUGUCUGUCGCAUUCAGUAUCACCUACCUACCUUACCUUGCCAUGAGGUACCCUGCGUCCUUCACCGUGUGCCAAUGGGAAGAAGCCUUCCCUACCUUAUUCGUCACCCAUCAUACAAUUUCUGAGCCAACGGCUACCAAUCACAUACCCUCGGCGUCACAGAGCCUCAAGUUCACAGAUCCGUGCCAUCGCAGAUUAGUUGAGCAUUCUCCGAAAUGGAAAUCAUCCAGUGCAAGUGCGCAAGCUGUCAAGCAAGAUUGGCAACUUUCUUCAAUCUGUGGACUCAGGUUGGGAAAUCUUAUUUCAGUCCGACGAUUGAGGCGCAAGGCAUUACUCAGAUGAUCGCCAAGGAACCCACGAGGAUUGGUGAAGCAGGUUACCUCGUUGCCGGGUGCGAGCUUCAAGAUGUCGCCUGCGCCACUUGUGGUAAUAUAAUCGGUCUCAAGUGUCUAAGCAGCCCAGUUAACCAUGUGCUUCACGACUCGCAAAUACUUCUCAGACAGGCCUCUAUUGUUUCUCUGAAGAAGAAUGGCACUCCGGUGGAGCUCUAUGUGCGCCGCAAAUUGAAGCUUCGGGAUGACUCUCGCCCCGGGUCAUAUUCGGCGAACAAUCAUUUGAAUUCUGAUUCUCGUCAAGGCUUCGGAAGCGGGCAUGGGUCGCCCAACUCCGAACACAUCGACUUCUCUCGUUUGCGAGUAGAUGUUGAUGCGCAGCGGGAGAGCAUUGAGAGAAUAGAUGCUGCCGGUUUCCAAGUGGUGUCCCAACUCAACAGCGCUGUUUCGCGCAUCGAAAAGGAGAUGGCAAAGCUCAACUCGACCAUGGACCAGCUUCAGAGUGACCUCGACCUCCACAAAGCUGACUUGAAGUCUGUCAAGACUGAAGUAUUUAGUAGAGAAUACUCGACACAAAACAGUCCCGAGCUGUCUCGAUUGGAGAGCCAGGUUCGGACCGCAAACACGGCCAUCUCUGAGAUAAAAAAGCUCUUCGAGGAAGUCAAAAGGGAGAAUUAUGAGCUCCGAAACGAUCUACAAACAUCGCGAAAAGAUCACAAAUGGCUCAAAAGCUUCACCCUAGGUCUACAAUCGCAUCCAGUCUACAAAUCGAAUUGAGCCAGCUGAGACAGAUCAUGGACCAGGGCCGCAAAAAGAAACUCGACCUGUCAAAGCAGCAGAUACCCUCGCGGGAACUGGAUAUUUUGGUCAGCAACAUCACCAAGAUUGGAGCUCGGGCAAAUCAAGUGGAACCAUUACAGAUGGAAUUUGAUCUCUUCAAAAGCAGGUUACAGCGCCUGGAGGCGAGUGCAGGGCGUCCUUCUCAACCUUGCGAGGAAUUGCAAAUCGCCCCAAGUCAGCAAUCCGAGAGCGCGGGCACAUCUGGCAUUUCGGACGACAUCGAUCCAGUG
Molecule: messenger RNA, 1485 nt
Organism: Colletotrichum acutatum
Lineage: Eukaryota; Fungi; Ascomycota; Sordariomycetes; Glomerellales; Glomerellaceae
Exons: 4
Coding region: 299-1192 (297 amino acids)
Source: RefSeq, a predicted model, not a curated record